Molecule: messenger RNA, 1724 nt
Organism: Protobothrops mucrosquamatus (brown spotted pit viper)
Lineage: Eukaryota; Metazoa; Chordata; Lepidosauria; Squamata; Viperidae
Product: UPF0183 protein C16orf70
Exons: 19
Coding region: 40-1587 (515 amino acids)
Biological process (GO): Golgi to plasma membrane protein transport
Cellular component (GO): dendrite; synaptic vesicle membrane; trans-Golgi network
Source: RefSeq, a predicted model, not a curated record
GCCUCUCUGCAAAUCCCACACGGGGCAACUGUGAAACGCAUGUACAUCUACAGCGGAAACAGCCUACAGGAUACGAAGGCACCUAUGAUGCCACUCAGCUGUUUCCUUGGAAACGUGUACGCAGAAUACGUUGAUGUUUUGCGAGAUGCCGCUGGACCCUCAGGUUUACGACUGCGAUUACUCACUGCAGGUUGCGGUCCUGGUGUGUUAGCCGAUGCCAAAAUACGGGUAUCUGAGCGUUGUGUGUAUUUCGGUGAUUCGUGCCAAGAUGUUCUGAGCACUUUGGGGUCCCCUCACAAGGUUUUCUACAAAUCUGAAGAUAAGAUGAAAAUCCAUUCCCCUUCGCCUCACAAGCAAGUUCCUUCAAAGUGCAAUGAUUUUUUCUUCAACUACUUCACGCUUGGAGUGGACAUCCUUUUUGAUGCGAAUACUCACAGAGUGAAGAAAUUUGUUUUGCAUACCAAUUAUCCUGGUCAUUAUAACUUUAACAUUUAUCACCGUUGUGAAUUCAAGAUCCCACUCGUUAUUAAACGAGGUAAGAAAGAGGAAUCUUUGCCAAAAGAAAGCACCGAGUCACAGACGGAAACCUGCACGACUUAUAGCAAGUGGGAUAAUAUUCAAGAGCUUCUUGGACAUCCUGUGGAAAAACCCGUAGUUCUUCACAGGUCGUCCUCCCCCAACAACACAAAUCCAUUUGGGUCAACCUUUUGUUUCGGAUUACAACGGAUGAUCUUUGAGCCAAACUUUGCCCACGGCUUAGCCUCUCUGCAAAUCCCACACGGGGCAACUGUGAAACGCAUGUACAUCUACAGCGGAAACAGCCUACAGGAUACGAAGGCACCUAUGAUGCCACUUAGCUGUUUCCUCGGAAACGUGUACGCAGAAUACGUUGAUGUUUUGCGAGAUGCCGCUGGACCCUCAGGUUUACGACUGCGAUUACUCACUGCAGGUUGCGGUCCUGGUGUGUUAGCCGAUGCCAAAAUACGGGUAUCUGAGCGUUGUGUGUAUUUCGGUGAUUCGUGCCAAGAUGUUCUGAGCACUUUGGGGUCCCCUCACAAGGUUUUCUACAAAUCUGAAGAUAAGAUGAAAAUCCAUUCCCCUUCGCCUCACAAGCAAGUUCCUUCAAAGUGCAAUGAUUUUUUCUUCAACUACUUCACGCUUGGAGUGGACAUCCUUUUUGAUGCGAAUACUCACAGAGUGAAGAAAUUUGUUUUGCAUACCAAUUAUCCUGGUCAUUAUAACUUUAACAUUUAUCACCGUUGUGAAUUCAAGAUCCCACUCGUUAUUAAACGAGGUAAGAAAGAGGAAUCUUUGCCAAAAGAAAGCACCGAGUCACAGACGGAAACCUGCACGACUUAUAGCAAGUGGGAUAAUAUUCAAGAGCUUCUUGGACAUCCUGUGGAAAAACCCGUAGUUCUUCACAGGUCGUCCUCCCCCAACAACACAAAUCCAUUUGGGUCAACCUUUUGUUUCGGAUUACAACGGAUGAUCUUUGAGGUGAUGCAAAAUAACCACAUUGCGUCCGUCACCCUUUACGGCCCGGCCCGGCCCGCCAUCCAGACCAAGACCCUGGACCUUCCCCAGUGAGCAAUACCCAUUGAACAUAAUGCUACACAAUUAGUUCAGCGUGCCUUGAGUUGCUGCCGCUUAUCAUAUGGAAAAGCACGAAACGGUGGAGAGCAUGUGUGGGUGUGCGUGUUUAUAGGUGUGGCACAGAGAGAGAG